Molecule: messenger RNA, 2615 nt
Organism: Seriola dumerili (greater amberjack)
Lineage: Eukaryota; Metazoa; Chordata; Actinopteri; Carangiformes; Carangidae
Product: neuroepithelial cell-transforming gene 1 protein-like
Exons: 12
Coding region: 132-1865 (577 amino acids)
Biological process (GO): positive regulation of Rho protein signal transduction; intracellular signal transduction
Molecular function (GO): guanyl-nucleotide exchange factor activity
Source: RefSeq, a predicted model, not a curated record
UGUUGUCAUCGAUCUCCUGCUUUCUUUGUACACAUUGGGAUCAGUUUUUACACGGCUGGUCGUCGUCCUUUGCUCACUUAGCUACAACUACGCCUCGAUAUAAGUGAUUUCAAAACGAAGCCUCUCGCAAAAUGGAAGAAAAUGAAGAGGUUUGUGGAGGAACGAUGGAAAAUAAAAGGCAAAAGCUUCGCAGGAUGUCAUCGAGGACGUCCAAUGCCAGUGUCAUCAACGAUGCAGAGCCCUCUCCACAAACACUCCGGAGAAACAACUCCAAAAAACCUCCACUGCAGAGAGGAAGCUCCUUCACGUUUCUGACACCAGGGACUCCAUGGGACUUCAGUCUAAAGAGAAAGCGCAAAGAGAAGGAGGAUGACACGGUCAGUCUGUCGAGCUUCGACCUCAAGGAACCCAGUAACAAGCGUGUACGACCACUGGCCAAAGUUUCAUCCCUUGUCAACUUGAUAUCUCCUUCAAAGAAUGGGGCAGUGCGGCGCUUUGGCCAGACCAUCCAGUCAAUGUCAUUACGUGGUGAUAGCAAGUCACCAGGGAUGUCGCUCAAAGCCAGCAGCAAGGCAGCAGGUCCCACUCCCACUAAACGCAGAAACAGUACGCUGUGGUCAGAGACACUGGACGUACAUCAGAAGAGCACGUUCUCCACCAAAGAGAUCAAGAGACAAGAGGCAAUUUAUGAGCUUUACAGAGGAGAGCAGGAUCUCAUUGAAGAUCUCCAACUUGCACGAAAGGCGUAUCAUGAUCCGAUGCUAAAGCUCUCUAUAAUGACAGAGGAGGAACUAGGUCACAUAUUUGGGGACCUGGAUGCAUACAUCCCCUUACAUGAAGACUUACUGAUGAAACUGACCGAGGAAACAGGCCCUGAUGGAACAGUAGCUCAGAUCGGACAGAUAGUAAUAGACUGGCUGCCUGGUCUGAAUGCUUACAAAAACUACUGCAGCAACCAGCUUGCAGCGAAAGCCCUGCUUGACCAGAAAAAGCAGGACAGGCGGGUCCAGGACUUCCUGCAGCGCUGCCUGGAGUCGCCCUUCAGCAGGAAGCUUGACCUCUGGAGCUUCCUAGACAUCCCACGAUCACGCCUGGUGAAAUACCCACUGCUGCUGCGAGAGAUCCUGAGACACACUCCUCCUGAUCACCCAGACGUAGCCAGUCUGGAUCGAGCUAUCACAAUAAUCCAGGAGAUUCUGUCUGAUAUCAACGUGAGGAAAGGGGAGUCUGAGUGCCAGUAUUAUAUAGACAAACUGGAGUACCUGGAUGAUAAGCAGCGGGACCCUCUCAUAGACAACUGUAAGACCCUACUUUGUCAUGGUGAGCUGCGGAACAAGAGUGGCUCGAGGCUGCACGUGUUCCUUUUCUCUGAGCUGCUGGUUUUGACCCGACCGGUGACACGUAACGACAGGAGCUGCUUCCAGGUGUAUCGACAGCCUAUCCCGGUUCGGGACUUGGCUCUAGAGGACCUGCAGGAUGGAGAGAUCCGCAUGGGGGGGUCAUUCAGAGGGGCUUUCACCAACGCAGAGAAAGUGAAGAACGUUUUCCGUGUGAGCUCUCUGGAUCCAUCCCAUGGCCAGUCCCACACCUUGCAUGUCAAUGAUGUCUACCACAAACAGCAGUGGCUCAACUGCCUACGCACUGCGAUGGCCCAGCAACAGGAGGCUCCACCUAGAGUUCAGCAGGGAGAAGCUGUCAGAGCCAAACGGCGCUCUUCUGCUCGCUCAGCCACCGUCUAUGAUGAAGAGACAGACGAGAACUGUCCGCCUGUCUCUGGCCCUAAACUCAGGCCUCAGACACUCUCCAAAACCAGACUGGACCAGAAGUUACAAGGCUCAGUAAAGAGGAAGGAGACUGGAGUGUAGACAUUUAACCUGACCUGAUGGUUCUCAAAUGGGUUCCUCUCAGACAGGCGCAUGUAUUCAACAUGCCCCUUGUUCGUCACGUCAUUGAAUUUUCAUGCAACCACUGAUUUUGCGCUCUUGCUUCAUCUCUGUAGCUGCACUGAAAAAGCCUUUCCAAUCAUUUCCGUCCAAAUGUAUAUCAAAUUUUAGUCUUAAAACGUGUAAUUAGUUUACAUAAAAAGUUAUGUGCUAGUGUGACUGAAAUAGAUGUUUACACCAGCUUAAUGUGUGUGGAAUUAGGGUUUUCUGUGUCUACCUGAGCUAAAACAACCUAAUACCACUUGUAGUUUUUUUUGUUUUGUUUCAUCAAUCAUUUCAGUGUCACACAUUUAAACUUUCCUUUUUUUUUUUUUUUUGCUGUAAUCAAAAUGUCAGAGCAGCUAUAGUGUAAGCAGCAUGUGUGCAGUUGUCUGUUGUAAGUGUUAUGUGUGCAAAGAUAAGGGACCAAGAAGAAGAAAUUGUGAUGGCCUCAGCUGUACAGGAAGCCGUUGAGUUCGAACAGCUAAAAAUGUUGUGAGAUUAGAUACAAGAUAAUGACCAGAACCCUGACCAUAGAUAAGAUAAGGUAAAACAUUUCUUGGGAAAAAAAUCAGACAAAUCUACAUGUAUUCAUUUGUGUUCAGUGGAAAAUUGUUAAUCAUUGAAAAAUAAAACACUUGUUUGUACUUUAAGAGUCCUGAGUGUGACUCACUGUGAGGUUAUUGUUGUUGU